CUCAUUGUAGUCAGCAGCGUGGGCGACGCACAAGUUGUCUCAAGACUUCGCUUCGAUGCGGCUUUCACGCAUCUCGUGGAGGCUCUGGGCGGCUGCUGGGAGACUGCUGGGAGUCAAGGGACUUGACGAAGACAAACUCUGUUACCGAGUUUAAAGUCAACUGACAUGGAUCAUAAUUGCACUCCGCCUCGGGAGUGCACCGCGAUCUCAUUGGCCGACAUCCGAAUAGACAUAAUGAGCGGUAUCCAAAUGGGACGUUCCCGCAGAUCUGCGAUCGAGGGCUGGAAGGAUUGCACACUGAUUGCACUCACUUGCACCAAACUUGCAACACGCGUUGUAGAACUCAUUCAGGUCUUAGGACAUCAGCUCCGAUAGCAAACCCUUGAAAGUCCAUUCGACACGAGAUCCUGAGGUUUGCCGGCGUAGAAUGCCCGAUACAACGGUCGCCUUUGAUACGUCGAAGGCCACAUGGUGACCUGCAUGUUGAACGGGUGAAUGCAGUGUGAAUGCGAGUGGCUCACAGGUUCCUGACCAGUCCUGACCCUUCCUGACCGUGGCCCUCCGCCAAAAGAAUCGCGCGUCCCGCAUAUGUGAUCAGAUGUGACCUUGAUCCGUUGCUAGCCAUCUUUGCCCCUUGUUCUCCCGACAAACUCAGAUCCGUCUUUUUCGAAAGACGCUACGCCAAUCCAUCGUUCAUGUUCUCCCAUGUUCUCCCCAGGCCGGAAGCCCUGCCUAUAUA
Heterobasidion irregulare TC 32-1 is the source of this 739-nucleotide messenger RNA. RefSeq lists its product as uncharacterized. The transcript is spliced from 2 exons. The record is from RefSeq and is a predicted model, not a curated record. NCBI's taxonomy places the organism in Eukaryota, Fungi, Basidiomycota, Agaricomycetes, Russulales, Bondarzewiaceae. Bases 166 to 375 code for a protein of 69 amino acids.